Didymosphaeria variabile is the source of this 327-nucleotide messenger RNA. It is a transcript of the gene INH1, whose product is annotated as ATPase inhibitor. The record is from RefSeq and is a predicted model, not a curated record. The coding region runs from base 1 to 327 and encodes 108 amino acids. Gene Ontology annotation, biological process: negative regulation of ATP-dependent activity. Gene Ontology annotation, cellular component: mitochondrion. The transcript has 4 exons. Lineage: Eukaryota; Fungi; Ascomycota; Dothideomycetes; Pleosporales; Didymosphaeriaceae. Gene Ontology annotation, molecular function: ATPase inhibitor activity.
AUGUUCCGCACUUCCGUCAUCAAGGCAGCUCGCCUUCCCGCCACCAAGCGCUGCUUGUCUACCUCCAUGCGCGCCAUGUCUGCCGGCGACGCUGGCUCUGGAUCUUCGCGCGCGGGCGGUGUUCGCAGCGGUGACGCUUUCACCAAGCGCGAGACCGCAGCCGAGGAGAUGUACAUCAGGCAGGAGGAGAAGGCCAGACUCCUUGCGAUCCGCCAAAAGCUCCAGCAGCAGCAGAAGCACAUCGAGGAGCUCACCAAGCACAUCGACGAGGUCACCUCGCAGGAGGGCGGCCAGGGCGAGCAGCCCGGACAGGGAGGCAAGCAGUAG